AUGGCUUUGCCGGCGUUGCAGGGCGCGCUGCGCUCUCGACGCAAUCGCGCCUCCGGGCGGCCAACAGAUGCGCGCGAGGUGCCUGGGGCUGGGCACGCACGCACCAAGUCGGCGGUGCACGCGCCCCUGCUGCUGGCGGCCGCCGGGCUUCUAGACCCAAGCGAAGGGGCGCAGUGGAGAGAGCACCGCCUCACGCAGGCUUGGUGGCAGCCGACGGUCGAGACGCUGCGGCUUGCUGAACCUGCGCCAGCAGGGCCCUUCGCCCAGAUGCUCGCGCACACCGACGCCCGGACCAGGGAACUACCAGCAGUGCUCGCUGCAGACGGAGGAGAACGCCCAAGGCAUUUACCCUUUGCGCCAGUCGCCCAGGCUGUGGCGCACAGCAGCACAGGCUACAUUCAGCCGCUGGUGCAAGACCUCAUCCUCGAAGCGUUCGGCGGCCUGGUGCUCGCGAGGGGUGUGGACGCACGCGCGGACGAACUGCGCAGCCCCGCGGCGCGGGCGGCGGCCGAGCCGCACCCGCCCCUCCCGCCGCCGCGAGCGGAGGAGGCGCCAGAGGAGGAAGGAACGCCCGAGGAGGCCGAGGACGAAGAGGUGGCAGAGCAGGCAGAGGAGGCGGCGGGGUGGGAGAAGGCCCCGGCAACGACGGAGGGAACGAGGGCAGCGACGACGGCCAGGGUAGAGAGAGAGGCGCUGGACGGGUCGGACUUGCAGGCGGCCUUGAGGCAGCGGGUGGCCACGCUGCGGAGCGCGCCAGCACUCCUCCGAGGCUGGAAGCUCCUCGUCCUGAUCCCAACCAUGCUGCUGAGCAAGGGCCCCAGCGCCCGCACGGUGCCCAAAGAACAGCUGCUGGAACGGUUCGCCCGCUUCGAGGAGCUUGCCCAGCGCUGCGAGAGGGCGCACGCCUUGGCACAGCAAGGAAAAGUCUCGGCGGCGCGCCAGGCCCUCACGGCCAGCACGAUCGCGCCAGGAACCGAGGCCGCGAUGGCGGAGCUGCGGGACCCAGCACGGCGGCUCGCCGAACCGCGGGAGCCGCUGAGAGCAGACCUGGCAGCAUGGGCCCCGGAGCCUAUCCUCCUCGGGCCCGACCAGCUCCUCCGCAACCUCCUCGGCUGCCGCAGGGGCGCCGCCCCGGGCCCGUCGAGCAUGACCGGCGCGCACAUGCAAUCGCUACUGGAAGACGAGCAAGCCUGCGGCUUACUGCACCACGCGGCGACGAGGAUGGCGCAGGCAAGGCUACCAGGACCAGUGGCGGAAGCUUUGCGCCUGGGGCAGCUCACGGCGCCAACCAAGCCGAACGGGAGGGCGAGGGGCAACGUGACGGGAGACGUGCUGAGGAUUGUAAUCCUGGAAUCGAAUGACAAGGCCGCAGCAGUUAAUUUCCUAUUAAUAGGGAAAAAAGAAAUCACGUUGCCCUAUUAA
This is a messenger RNA of Prorocentrum cordatum, 1422 nucleotides long. Lineage: Eukaryota; Dinophyceae; Prorocentrales; Prorocentraceae. The record is from the annotation of a GenBank genome assembly.